Molecule: messenger RNA, 879 nt
Organism: Melozone crissalis (California towhee)
Lineage: Eukaryota; Metazoa; Chordata; Aves; Passeriformes; Passerellidae
Product: skin secretory protein xP2-like
Exons: 1
Coding region: 1-879 (292 amino acids)
Source: RefSeq, a predicted model, not a curated record
AUGGGCUCGGCUCUCCCGGGCACACCCGGCCCCGCCUGGGGCAGCAGCGGCUGCCGAGCCCCGCGUUCCGCGGCCGGCGAUGCCCCUCCUGUCCCGGCACUCGGGGCCAGCCCGAUCCCCCUCCGCGGGCCGGCCCUGCCUUCCGCCGGGGCUCUCGCUGCCCCAAUCUCUGCUCCAGCCCAGGGGUGGCGGGACGAUGGCUCUGCAGCCCCUCAGUGCCCAGCCGGGGCCAGGAAAACCUGCCCGGGCAUCCAGCCGAGAGCGGAGCCGCUGUGCCCCUGCUCGCUCGGGAUGUCCCCGCGGACCCUGCGGACCCAGCUCCGAGGCCAGGGCCGAGCUCUGCCCUCCUCGGCGGAGCACGGGCAGCAGCGAUGGAGGCUGCCGCUCCUGGGACCGUGGGAGGGAGGGAGGGAGCGCUGCCUGGGGCCGUGCCACCCCAGCUGGUCUCGGGUUUGGACAGCGCAGCGACAUCCCGAGCUCGGAGCUGCCGGGCUGGGAAAAGCCCCGGGCGGCGAAUCCCGCAGGGCAGGGACGGCCGGGCCUGCGGGAGCGCCCAGGGACCCCCAGCCCGCGGCCACCCCAGCGCCCGGAGCCGAAGCCGCCUCUCCCCUCUCGGGUCCGGGGUCGCUGCGGGGCUGGGCGGGGACGCCCCCCCCUCUGUCGGUCCCGCCGGGGGGCGGCACGGCCGGAGCGCCCACCCCCGCCUGCACAGGGACUCGCCCGAGUAAACGAGUGAGUAACGGGGCGGGAGCGCAGCCCGAGCGGACCCAGCCGCGGGAGCCUCCGCCAAGGGGGCUGCGGGCGCCGGCACCGGGGGGGCUGCACCGGGGGGCGCUGCCCGGACAGAGGGCGAUGGGGCCGGGGGCCACCCCCGCCUGA